Messenger RNA from Bufo gargarizans (Asiatic toad), 1221 nucleotides. Its product is annotated as guanylyl cyclase inhibitory protein-like. The record is from RefSeq and is a predicted model, not a curated record. Bases 1 to 684 code for a protein of 227 amino acids. The transcript is spliced from 5 exons. Gene Ontology annotation, molecular function: calcium ion binding. Lineage: Eukaryota; Metazoa; Chordata; Amphibia; Anura; Bufonidae.
AUGUUAAUGACUACUUCCAUUAUGGAAGCGGUUAUCACCAUGCGAGAGGCGCUGGGAGUUGUGAGUGAAAAGCUGCGCUGGCUAUACUCACCCUACUUGGUCUUCUUGGGCCCUGUUCUGCACUCUGUCCUAAAAUUCGUCCAGGAAUGUCCUAGUGGUCUCAUCACCCUUCACGAAUUUAGAAAGUAUUUCUGUGAUUGUACAGUGGGAAAUGAAUCCUCAGAAUAUGCGGAACAGAUAUUCCGAACUCUGGACAACAAUGGGGAUGGAAUAGUGGACUUCCGGGAAUAUGUCACAGCAAUCAGUAUGCUUGCUCAUGGAACUCCUGAGGACAAACUCAAGUGGUCCUUCAAGUUAUAUGACAAGGACAAAGAUGGGGCCAUCACUCGAUCUGAGAUGUUAGAUAUCAUGAAGGCAGUGUAUAAAAUGAGCGUUGCUGCUUCAAUAACAAAUGCCAAUCCACUAACGGCAGAGGAGUGCACAAAUCGUAUCUUUAUUCGCCUGGACAGAGACCAAAAUGCUGUCAUCAGUCUUCAGGAGUUUGUGGACGGCUCUCUGGACGAUGACUGGAUUCGAGAGAUGCUGGAAUGUGACCUUGGCACCUUGAAAAUACAAAAAUCACCAAAGAGUAAUCAGAUGAACUCCAUGUCCUCUAGAGAAAACAUGUUCGGCACCAAUCACUAGCACAACAUUACGACACAUUCUGUUUUCAGAAAUGCCUCUUUUUAUGCAAAUUUGCAUAAUCUGCACCUUUUUGUGGUUCGGUUUGCAGGACAGUUCUAUGAAGAAUGGAAAGAUGCAUUUGCCCCUCCACAAAUUUAUUGGUAAAGUCUUUUUAUAUGUAUUAUAUACAUGUUUACCUGUAAAAGAAAAAAAUACAGCACCUCCUAUCUCCCACAUGAAAAACUUAUUGUAAAAUAAAACAUUUUUAAAUCAUAGUAAAGAAUUAUUUCAUCCUAUCAAUGCAUACACAUACUUGACAACUUUUCAUAUGAGGAUACUGGGAAGUAGUGGUGUGCAGCACACACACCAAAUUUGUACUGACAAUAUACGCCUGCUUUUUAUAUGCCAUGCCCAUUUUAAUACAGGUUACACUCAAUUUACACCUCCUCAUUGUGUGUGGUCUGUGUGUGAUGAAGCAGUAUCCCGGCAUCGCACAUAGGGAUGAUCUCCGGGAGGUGCCAGGAGGCAUCUGCAGCACCCAACAGAUUUGCCAACUCU